Molecule: messenger RNA, 1575 nt
Organism: Ectocarpus sp. CCAP 1310/34
Lineage: Eukaryota; Phaeophyceae; Ectocarpales; Ectocarpaceae
Source: the annotation of a GenBank genome assembly
CAGCAGUCACAUCGGCAAGGCGACGUAAUCAUGAUGUGGGGCUUCGCGACGACGGCAACCAUGGUGGCGGCAGUGUCAUCAAGCGUUUCGGCAUUCUUUGUGCCGGUGCCAACAGCGGGGACUACUGCCGUCGCAUCGCGACCUGGUUGCAAGUCGUCCGCUGGUGUGGCACCGCGAAGAGCUGCCGAGGCGGAUGCGGCGGCCAUCGAUGACCCUCGCGUAAAGGAGAUGCCCAAGAACAGGGAUCGACCAGACAAGUACACGGGGCAGUGCUUCGUGGUGAAGGACAACAUCGACACCGACCAGAUUAUCCCGGCGGAGUACCUUACUCUCGUGCCGUCUAAUGCCAAUGAGUACGAGAAGCUGGGUUCAUACGCUAUGAUCGGACUUCCGGAUGUCUACACUACACGUUAUGUGGAGGAGGGGUCCAUGGCAACGCGGUAUCCCAUCAUAAUCGCCGGGGACAACUUUGGCUGCGGCUCUUCACGAGAGCACGCACCGAUCGCUCUGGGGGCGGCGGGAGCUCGGGUUGUCGUGGCAGAGUCUUACGCAAGAAUCUUCUUCCGGAACUCCAUCGCCACAGGGGAGCUUUACCCGUACGAGUGCCAAGAGCGACUGGUCGAUGCCUUCACCACGGGAGACGACGUGACGGUGGACCUUACAACAGACACUCUCAUCAAUCACACCACCGGCAAGGAGUACCCCCUAAACCCGUUGGGAGACGCCGGACCGGUGAUCAACGCAGGAGGCUUGUUUCCCUAUGCCAUUAAGACCGGCAUGAUCAAGAAGAUGGACGAGUAAAGACGUUGGACAAAUAAUGUACGGCGAGACAAGUUGAAAGCUAACAGCAGCGAACAGCCGCAUCAUCCCCGGCGUGUUGUAGGGCGGAAGCGAGCGAGGGAGUAAGGAGGAAGUCAUUGUCACAGCUACGGCUACACCACUCGGCUACUGCUGUUUUGCGGCGUGGCUUUCGCUGGAUUGCAUGGGGGGUAAUUGGAAUCACACGAGAUAGACUUAAGGUGUUGGCUGGUGCGUGGUACUGUAGCGGUGCUCCACUGCUGUAACACUUCGAAGUGCUUUGUUGACGGGAGUACCCACCAAACACCACCAACACCUGGUGUAUUUCGACCGUAGCGCGCACGGAAACGUUACAGAACGGGAAAUGGCCAUCGCCAUAAAAUGUGUGUGAAGCUCGCGUCAAUAACUUAGGAUAAUCGUUCAACUUAGUGCAGUGGUAUUCUGGCCCUUUUCGUUUGCAGUGCUGUCUUAUGCCACACAGAGCAAAUAGCAUGCAAGCCAUGCUUUCGUGUUCUUACUCAUUCUCUCUCGCCAGUCUUACACCGCUGAGAAGCCUAUACCUACAUGAAGUACGGCGUGUACGCCUUCCGCCCCAUCCCCCAACGCAUACGCCUUCCCCCGCGGCCAAACAAUCCAUGUUUGGGGAAAAAGAGAGGCUCUAGAACGCACGUCGGCCGCUCCCCCGCCCCGAUGUGGAAGGUUGAGCACUUGGUGGUGGAGCAGCAGGGGUGCUGCUGCUACUGCUGUGUUGUUGUUGUUGGUGCUGCUGCUGCUGCU